CCUCUUCUCUCUCUUCCAUCCUUUCUCCCUUCCCCAUCUAUACCCUUUUCGCUCUUCAACACCAUCACAAUGUUUAAGAGCGGUCUGGCCCGGACCUUCGGGAGGGCUGCUUUUGCUCGACCUUCCCCCGUCGCACGCCGCGCCCUCCAGCCCUCCAAGCUCAAUGGCUUCCCUUCAUUCGCUCGCCUCGCCAGCACUGAGACCGCUGCCGGUGGAAAGAUUCACCAGGUCAUCGGUGCCGUCGUCGACGUGAAGUUUGAGGGUGAGAAGCUUCCCGCCAUUCUCAACGCCAUUGAGACCGAGAACAACGGCCAGAAGCUCGUUCUCGAGGUUUCUCAACACUUGGGUGAGAAUGUCGUCCGUACCAUUGCUAUGGAUGGUACCGAGGGUCUUACUCGUGGUGCUCCCGCCCGUGACACUGGCGCUCCCAUCACCAUCCCUGUCGGCCCUGGCACCCUUGGUCGUAUCGUCAACGUCACUGGUGACCCCAUUGACGAGCGUGGCCCCAUCAAGGCCACCAAGUAUGCCCCCAUUCACGCUGAGGCUCCCGAGUUCACCGAGCAGUCCACCACUGCUGAGAUUCUCGUCACUGGUAUCAAGGUUGUUGACCUUCUUGCCCCCUACGCUCGUGGUGGUAAGAUUGGUCUCUUCGGUGGUGCCGGUGUCGGUAAGACCGUGUUCAUUCAGGAGCUGAUUAACAACAUCGCCAAGGCUCACGGUGGUUACUCUGUUUUCACCGGUGUCGGUGAGCGUACUCGUGAGGGUAACGAUCUGUACCACGAAAUGCAGGAGACCGGUGUCAUUCAGCUCGAUGGUGAAUCCAAGGUGUCUCUGGUGUUCGGUCAGAUGAACGAGCCCCCCGGUGCUCGUGCCCGUGUCGCCCUUACUGGUCUGACCAUUGCUGAAUACUUCCGUGACGAGGAGGGUCAGGACGUGCUGCUCUUCAUUGACAACAUUUUCCGUUUCACCCAGGCCGGUUCUGAGGUGUCUGCCCUUCUCGGUCGUAUCCCCUCUGCCGUCGGUUACCAGCCCACUCUGGCCGUCGACAUGGGUGGUAUGCAGGAACGUAUUACCACUACCACCAAGGGUUCCAUUACCUCCGUCCAGGCCGUCUACGUGCCCGCUGACGAUCUGACUGACCCUGCCCCCGCCACCACCUUCGCUCACUUGGAUGCCACCACUGUCUUGUCUCGUGGUAUUUCUGAGUUGGGUAUCUACCCUGCUGUCGACCCUCUUGACUCUAAGUCUCGUAUGCUGGACCCCCGUAUUGUCGGUGAGGAACACUACAACACCGCCACUCGUGUCCAGCAGAUGCUUCAGGAGUACAAGUCCCUUCAGGAUAUCAUUGCCAUUCUUGGUAUGGACGAACUUUCUGAGGCUGACAAGCUUACUGUCGAGCGUGCUCGUAAGCUUGAGCGUUUCCUCUCUCAGCCUUUCACCGUCGCCCAGGUCUUCACUGGUAUCGAGGGUAAGCUCGUCGACCUUAAGGACACCAUCGCCUCUUUCAAGGCUAUCAUGAACGGUGAGGGUGAUGACCUUCCUGAGGCUGCCUUCUACAUGGUUGGUGACUUGGCCUCCGCCCGUGCUAAGGGUGAGAAGAUCUUGGCCGAUCUCGCCAAGAACUAAAUGUAAUAUUGCUUUGAAGCGCCCUUUUUCCUUUUUGUUAGACAUGGACUUCCUUUUCUCAUUGUUCCAUUUUCCGUCGAUGCGUGUACAGUACUCGAAUUGAGAAGAAGGAAGUUGAAAAAAGAAAGGUCAAUUCCUCUACUUUUAAAGGGAAAAGGAGCACUCAGUCCCGGCAACCCCCUUGAAGUCUCGGAUGCAGAACAUCUAGACUCGUGUGACAAUAUAUUGUGCUCAUGUAAGUAAAUUAAAUGACCACACCCGGCCUUAUACCCUCGGGCAGGGACAACAUGUAUCAUUUCUUUUGUUGGAUUGGAAAAUAUGGUUUAUUC
Molecule: messenger RNA, 1955 nt
Organism: Aspergillus nidulans FGSC A4
Lineage: Eukaryota; Fungi; Ascomycota; Eurotiomycetes; Eurotiales; Aspergillaceae
Product: F1F0 ATP synthase subunit beta
Exons: 7
Coding region: 70-1626 (518 amino acids)
Biological process (GO): ATP metabolic process; proton motive force-driven ATP synthesis; proton transmembrane transport
Cellular component (GO): mitochondrion; membrane; proton-transporting ATP synthase complex
Molecular function (GO): ADP binding; proton-transporting ATP synthase activity, rotational mechanism; ATP binding
Source: RefSeq, a predicted model, not a curated record